AUGGCGAGGGACUUCAGACCCAAGGGCGCCAGGUCCGGCGCUGCGGCUGCUGCGGCUGCUGCGUCACCAUCCACCAACGGCACGCCAAAGCCCACUCCCACCAAGCCAGUCACAACCUCGUCCGCUCCGGCCAAGUCGACGCCGAGCAAGCCCACACCUACCAAAAAGAGCAGCAAGAAGAAAGAUGCAUUCGAUUCCGAGGACAGCGCGGACGAAGACACGCUGAUGCGCGAAAUCAAGAGCUUCGGCGGAUCCAGAGAAGACCUCGAGCUCAUCUCCAAGGCCAAUGCAAAGUCCAAGUCGGACGUCAACAUCGACGAGGCCGCCUUCUCCACCGAAGUCGCCGCGUUCCUCAAGCAGCUCCAGUCCGAUCCUACCGCCUCCGAACCCGCCGCUGCAUCAGCAGCUCCCACCAAGAAGCAGAAGCAACCCACGCCAGCCGCUGCUCCAGCUAGCACCACCAAGCCCGACUCUAAAAAGAAAAACGCCCCCGAAGCACCGACAGACAAGUCGCAAGCCCGAAAGGAAAAGGAGGACGGCAAGCAGAAGAGCAAACAGGAGAACAAGCCUCGACAGCAAGCGGCAGUCGCGGCGGAAAGCACCACCGCACAGCGUAUGGGCAAGGGCAAAAAGAUGGUCUUUGACGACGACGGUGUCGGCAAGGAGACCAAGCACAAGCCUUCGCACACUUCGCGCGGACCGCUGCGGCUCGAAGCCGUUCCGCACUGGAUGUCACAGUCGCUGCCCAGACUGCCCGCUUCUGGCAGCAACAACAACGAGCUCGGACACGAUCGCAUCACCCACCUGCUCGAUCUCGGCGCCGAGCUGAUGCGCCAAGAGGCGCGCGCCUACGACGACCUCACCAGCAGCGAGACCUCGCUCAACCGCGCCGGCGGCAGCAUCGGCACGCUCACCGCCUCGGACGCCCAGUUCGUCCGCUCCCUCCUCUCCUCCGAAGGCGGCGGUACGCUCUCGGACCGCAUCUCGGCGCUCACGCUGCUCGUCCAGAGCAGCCCCGUGCACAACGUCAAGCACAUGGACACGCUCCUCGCCAUGACGCGCAAAAAGAGCCGCGAGGAAGCCAGCCGCGCCACACGCGCGCUUGCCGACUGGCUCGCCAGCGAAGGCGGUCUCGGCUCGCGCAAGCUGCGCUACUUUCGCGACCAGCCGCAACUCUCCUCUGCCUCUGUCGCCCUUGCGUCGAGCGAUGUCGCCGCUGCCGAAGCGGCCAAAUCGCAUCUGCUGCUGUGGGCGUUCGAGGACCAUCUGAAGAAGUUCUACUUUCAGUUUCUGCAGGUGCUCGAGGUGCAGUCGCACGACACCAUCGCCUUCACACGCAAGCAGGCCACCACGCAGGUGUACAUCCUGCUGCGCGACAAGCCCGAGCAGGAACAGAACCUGCUGCGUCUGCUCGUCAACAAGCUCGGCGACCCCGAGCGCAGCGUGGCGUCCAAGACCAGCAACCACAUCCUCGAACUUCUCACCGCCCAUCCCGCCAUGAAGUUCAUCGUGGUCCGCGAGAUCGCCAACCUCAUCCUGCGACCCUCUGCUCCGACCACCAACGACGAGGGCAAGGUGGCCAACCACACCACGCACGCACGCUACUACGGCGUGCUGACGCUCAACCAGACCGUGCUCACCGCGCGCGACGACGCCACGGCCAACCACCUCAUCCUGCUCUACUUUGAGCUGUUCGAAGGCAUCCUGCGCCAGUCCGAAGCCAAGGAAGCUGCCGGUACCGCCGAGGAAGACGUCGAAGAACCCAAGAAGAAGGACAAGAAGCGGUGGAAGGACCAGCCGCGCAAGGGACGCGGCCGAAAGAGCAAGCCUGCCAAGAGCGAAAAGCCCGAGGAGCCCAAGCUGGUCAAGGACGCUGAGUCCAAGAUGGUGGUGGCGAUCCUCACGGGCGUGCGUCGCGCAUUUCCAUUCGCCAAGAUCGAGCCGGCGGUGUUCGAGAAGCACGUCAACACGCUGUUCAAGAUCCUGCACACCGCUUCGUUCAACGUGAGCAUCCAGGCGCUGCAGCUCAUCUUCCAGCUCAGCGUCUCGGACGCGCAUGCGGCAUCGGCGGUGCUGGCAUCGGGCGCGAUUGGCGAUCGCUUCUACCGCGUGCUGUACGACUCGCUGCUCGACGCGCGUCUGGCGGCGUCGAGCAAACAAGCCAUGUACCUCAACCUCGUCUUCCAGGCGCUCCAAGCCGACGCCGACGCCGAGCGCGUCAAGGCGUUCGUCAAGCGUCUCUGCCAGAUUUUGAGUCUGCACCAGCCGUCGUUUAUUUGCGGAUGUCUGCAUCUGCUCGCCGAGUUGUUCCGUCGCACACCUGGUCUGCGCGCUAUGCUUACCGAGCCCGAAGACGAUGACGACGAGCACUUUCACGAUGUCGAUUCCGACGCCGAGGUCGACACCCAGGCCCCCGCCACCGCCGCUGCUGCUGGUGCUGGUGCUGGGGGGGACAAGUACGAUGGACGUAAACGCGAUCCACGCUUCGCGCGAGCGGGCCGCACCUGUCUGUGGGACAUUGUGCCACUCAUCUGGCACUUCCACCCUUCUGUCUCGGUGCACGCUCUGCAGAUUGUCCAAGGCAGUACGGUGUCGACGAAUGCCGAUCUGAGCCUCAACACGCUCUCGCACUUUCUGGACCGCUUUGUCUACCGCAAUCCGAAGCAAAGCUCGGGGGUGCGCGGGGCGAGUGCGAUGCAGCCUCUGCCGCACGCGCGCGUGGGCGCAGGCGUGACGCGCUCGCGCACCCAUGCGCUGCACGAGAACGAGUUCGUCAACACCGAGGCGUUCUGGAAGCAGCGUGCGGACGCGGUGCCUGCCGACCAACUCUUCUUCCACCGCUUCUUCAACCUGCGCUCCAAACAGCCCAGCGCCUCGCGUGCCCACGUCGGCGACGACGACGCACUGGUGGAUUCGGACGACCAAGUGGCCAAGGACGAGGAGGAGAGCGAGUUGGAUAGCGACGACGAUGCCGACGAAAACGAGAUCUGGAAGGUCAUGAAGGCCACCAUGCCCGGCAAGGAGGAGCUCGAGGGUCUGGAUGACAGCGAUGGAGAGGAUGACGAGUUUGACUAUGUCGAUUCCGAAAGCGAAGCCGAAGCCGCCGAACCUGGCGAUGCUGCCGAGGAGGAGGAGGAUGAUUCCGACGAUGAGGAGGGGCCACGAGUUGUUCCCGGAAUGACGUUCUCCGACUCGGACACUGGCGGUUCUCCCGCCGCAGGCGGCGAUUGGGAGGACGACAUGAGCGAUGACGGCGGCAACCUGUUCGACGAGGACGACGACGAUCUUGUGCCCUUCACCGACUUUGACUCGCGCAAGCGUAGUCUCGACGAGCCCGACGAGGCCAAGGGUAAGGGUAAAAAGAGGCGCAAGGCGGUUGCCAACCUGCCGACGUUUGCGAGUGCCGAAGACUAUGCGCACCUGCUUGGCGACGACGAGUAG
Messenger RNA from Moesziomyces aphidis, 3441 nucleotides. Lineage: Eukaryota; Fungi; Basidiomycota; Ustilaginomycetes; Ustilaginales; Ustilaginaceae. The record is from the annotation of a GenBank genome assembly.